Messenger RNA from Pogona vitticeps (central bearded dragon), 2348 nucleotides. The record is from RefSeq and is a predicted model, not a curated record. NCBI's taxonomy places the organism in Eukaryota, Metazoa, Chordata, Lepidosauria, Squamata, Agamidae.
GCUUUUAUUUUUGGUGGGGGUGGAUGGGAAUGUUUCCCACUUCUGGGGAGAAAAGUCACAUUUUCUGGAGGCUGCCUCCCAGACACACACACACAUACACACCCUGCGAGCGGGUGUCAGACCCAGAAAGAUGCUGCUGAGCUGGAGGCGUUGCGGUCUACUUUGGUGUAAGCCGGCUGCCCAUCUGUUGUUUGGCUCAGGACGGCUGGAGUUGCUCUCCUCCGGCCUUCGGUUUCUCUGCUUAACCUGUGUUGCCCGGUCGGUGACUGUGAAUACAGAAUGUUCACAGGGAGAGAACCAGCGUGUGCUGUUCUCUGUCUCCCCCACCACGGAAGCACGUGUGCAAACAAAACGUGAAUCAAGCUGGGUUUUUUCGUACGUGCAAACCAGGUGCACGGUUGGUGUUUCUUGAUCCCUUCGUCCCUGCACUCGUUAAAGCUUCUCUUUUGCAGACUUGAAGGCUUGAGGGGUCAUUGUGCUUCCUGCAUUGCCCCCCCCCAGUUCUCCCAGAAGAUAGAAGCUGGUUGGAACUGGGCUGGUCUCUGUUUGUGCCUUGAGCUUUUUCUCUCUUGCUUUGUAGCCCACUUGCUUAAGGCUUCUCUGUCCGUAACACACUGCGGAGAUGGACGGUCCAGAGGUGGAUGAUGUAGACAGAAAAGAUUUCAUUCCCCUGAUUCCUGACGAACAAACCAAGAACUCUUUGGAUGAUUCUGUUGUGCUGGUCGAACGUUCAGAAGAAUUUCCCUCCAGUGAGAACUGGACCAAUGAAGUUGUGGACGAGGAGUGCGAGUUGAUGGUGACGUUCUGCAAGCGAGCGAAACUGAUGCCCCACGCGAGAUACGACUGCACGACCUUCCCCUUUGUGCGUGCCAAGUGUGAGACAAGAUUUCCCAUUGAAGUAAACGCACAGACGUGUGACGAGUGCUACUGUUAUAUAUGCAACACACCGGUUGUGGAAUGCACAUAUUGGACGACUCCGUCCCUUUGCCACUGCAACGCACAUAACAAGAGCCAGUAUUGGAAGGAUCUGUGGAAGUUCGGCUUCACCGGAGGCCUGGCCACGCUCAGCCUGGAGCUCGCCGAAAUAGAUGCGGAUGUGAAGCGUGGAGGGACGCUUCUCCAGAAAUUCAUGAACGACAUAUCCGUGGAAUAUAAUCAGUACCUGAUGGGCGAGAGAGUGUUCUCGGAUUCCCACGAAUGUUUCUGUUACCGAAAUUUGGGGCCUGGCAAGUGUGAUUUCUGCGCCCUCCACUCGCCUGUCAUAUACAGGUAUACCUCUGUUUCCAAUCUUGUCACGGAAUUUCUAAACCAGGCUGAAAAAGAGAAGCCCAAAACGGAGGCCAUCGCCCUCCUGGGAGCAGCUCAGGAGAUUGCACUACACAAGGAUCCAGCUUCCUACUCACAACAUGUGGAUCACGAGGCCUCCCUGAUCAAGGCUGUUACAUGCCUGAUGGACAGGAUCACGAGACGACUUCAGAGGCUGCUGAUUGCGAAUGACUUCCCCAUGCCUUUGCGGGAUAAAUUAACCAGAGUCUUCCGCUUGAUUCCCUUCCCCAUUCACUGCUACGGAUUCAUGGAGAGCUUAGAUUUCUUCACAUGGAAACACGGCUUGCUGACCUCGGUCUUAAGGGGACAUAACACCAACGGCUACAGGAUUAGGAAGGGGAAGAAGGAGAUUCUUUGCGAAACUUUACCGGUGAUAGAGGCACGGAUCGAGAGGCUGGAAGCCGACCGACAUUACAGCGAGCUGAUCCGGUAUUUGAAAGUGGUGAAAUGCUACGAUUUCGAAGGGUUGCAGGAGAGGAGAGACCGGAUCCCCUUCUACCUGUGCAAAAUUGGGGAAAUGGAGGAGGCCGCCAGGGCCCUCUUCGACACCUAUGAAAGUUCCUGCUGCACCGCCUGCCGCCUCUCCGCGUUCCAGUUCGAGAUCUACCUCAAGAUGUUCCACACGGGACAGGUUCCCUCUGGGAGAGAUCUGGAGAACGUUCCGCCGUGGACUUGGAUAGCUCCGCGUCUGAAGCUGCGCUCGAAGAUCAUAUGGUUCUUGAAGCUCAUAUACAGCAGCCCCACCUUAUAUCAGAACCCCAAAUGCUGGAGUGCUAUGAUAAGGACUUUUAGCAGCCUUCCGUGCUUGAAAGCAAACGGCCAACUGAACUCCUGCUACAUGAAGCCACCACCCCAGGAUUUCCAGGAUUUGGUCUUCACAGAAUCUGGCUUCAUUCUGAACACGCUUACCACAAGCCCGAACUUUUUCAUCUCAGAAAUAUUAGAGGACUACACAUGAACGUUGGUUUUAUUUUUGCCGUCCGGGCAGUACAGCAGAUGGUUCUGACGGAAUGUCGCUCCCU